UUGGGUUACUGAGGGUCCAUUAAUGCCCAGCCUCACUGUCAAUGUCGACCUAUCUAUCAUCCAAUCCUUCCAAUAACCACUGGUCUAUCCCAAACCGUACUGUCCUUUCCCCGCAUGCCUUUAGGUGUUUCUCACCUGGAAGCGACAGAACAAUCCGUCUGUUCUAACAACAGCGACUACUAACCGACCAGCACCCCUAUUCACACGACAGUGACUAUAGACUUGCUAAAUACUUGCAGCCAUUAAAAUCCGGCCAUGGACGCCACCUAACACUGAACAGCACCACUCAACACCCAGAGAACGGCCCGACAUCUUCUCUCUUGACAUUUUGACUCGGGUGCAACAACAACAACAUCACCACUCACACCACUCAACACCUAGAGAACGGCCCGACAUCUUUUCUUCGACAGUUUGACUCAGGUGCAACAGCACUCAUACCACCAAACAACCUCAGACUAUACACCAAUCAGAUCACCCGACAAAAAUGGGGCAGAUCUCAGACGCUUGGGCGACCGAGACGGUCAUGCAAUACUGGUCGCCAAUCGAGCACUACCUUCUUCCCGAAGCAGCCCAGAACUGGGCAGCACUCGUGCGACAGGAGGAGUUCACGGUCUGGGAGCGACGACUGUGGAAGCACGCGAAAUCCAGGAACAGCCGGUCGCGGCAGUACAACGGCAUUCCAACAAUGGCCAUCGGCGCGCAGGGCCAGGUGCAGGUGCACGUCGGCUUGCUCAAGGAGGCGCCAUACAUGGGCCACAAGGGAGGCAACCAUAUCUUCCGCAUGGUGCAGGACCCAAGCAUGGAUGGAUUCUCUAAAUGCCUCAAAUACGAAGGCCAAGCCCCUGAGGACAGCGGGGAACAGCUGCGGAGACUUCGAAUCAUCCUCUUGCCCGACAUUCUCGACAUGGUCAUUUGUCUCUUAGCAUUCACCCCGUGUCCGACACGCGGCCAGACCAGACAGAUGGUCCCGCAAGAGCUGCAGGUGAUCCGCGACAAGCAGGGAUGCGUAAACCAGGACGACAUCGACCUCCUGCUCAACAUCUGGCAGCUCAAGUUUAGGGACGACGUUGACAGAAGAGAGACCAGGAUGAGAACCAGCGACCUCAUCCCAGGCUCGUCCACACGCCCAGCGAUGCGGAAGCUUGCUUACGCUGCGUGGCUGAUCUAUACGCUGCGCCAUUCGAACAUGCUGGCACUUGCCGUCUCAUGGGACUCACUGGCGCAACUCAUCGAGCUCGCCAGCGACUCGCCGUUCAAGAAGCUGCUGCAGCCGCACCACCGGAACAUGGAGGAAGAGGGCCUGCGUAUGUUGUAUGGGGAGGAGGGCAGCCGCCGGCGGGUGCUGGUGUACCGCAGCCAGGAAGGUGCUGCGUACGCUGCGGCACUAGCGGACGAGCGUCGAGGUUGGAAGAAGGAUGCGGCUCACGGCGACGCCUUCAGAUGGGCCGCACAGCCAAUCAGCCCUGGUCACGCCAAGGUACUUCGGGGACCCGCUUGA
Molecule: messenger RNA, 1498 nt
Organism: Lasiosphaeria miniovina
Lineage: Eukaryota; Fungi; Ascomycota; Sordariomycetes; Sordariales; Lasiosphaeriaceae
Exons: 2
Coding region: 485-1498 (337 amino acids)
Source: RefSeq, a predicted model, not a curated record